GCUCUUGAACCCUCUGUGAUUCCUGCUUCGAGCCAUAGUGGACCAUCGCCAGUACUGGCAUCGACUUUUGCAAGGCUGUUGUCAUCAGGAUCCGCACGCUCUGCUCCUUAGAGAAAAUAUUCGAAAGGCAGACCGUCUCCACUGUUGGAGAAUUGCUCGUCAGGCGAUCAUCACACGAACUCGACACAUUCAAGGCAUCAUGUCAGAGACACAAAAGCCAGCUGUGGCCUUCCUCGGCCCAGAGACAUCAUAUACUCAUCAGGCUGCUCUUUCCGUUUUCCCAAAGGACAAAUACGAUCUUCAGUGGCAACACUCCAUCAAAGAAGUCUUCGACUUGAUCCAGAACGAGAAAGUUCGCUACGGUGUCGUCCCAUUCGAAAAUUCUACCAACGGUUCUGUCGUAUGGACUCUCGACCUCUUUGUCAACGCACAGAAUCUCCACCCAGACAUUCUAGUUGAAGGAGAGGUCUACCUCCCGGUACAUCACUGCUUACUAGGACACUCUGCUCCUGCAGAUGAUGACGGCAACAACAGCCCCUCCCAUCCUAGUGUCCGGAAGCUCAAAGAUUCGAACAUUCUCCCUCCAGACUCCGAUGCCAUCACUCCCACUCAGUCCACUCCAAAUCCGCAAAAGCCAAGAGUUAAGCCACUCUCUAGUCUCGCCCACAUCAAAAAAGUCUACUCCCACCCGCAAGCCUGGGGUCAAUGCAAAGUGUUCCUAGAUACAUACCUGAAAGGCAUUGAGAAGCAAGACUGCGGGAGCACAAGUCGCGGCGCUGAGCUCGUAGCUGCCGACGAAACUGGAACCAGCGCCGCCAUCGGCAGCCGCUUUACCGGCGAGGUCUAUGGGCUCGACUUCCUUGCCGAGAACAUCCAAGAUGCAGAGGGGAAUACAACUCGAUUUUUGGUUCUCCGUAAUACCCAGGACGUCCCCAUCGACUCCUCACCCGCCGUGUCAACUGAUUCGGAAGACCAGGAAUCACAGAAGUACAAGACUUUAGUCACCUUCACUGUUAACCACGGUGAACCAGGUGCUCUUGCAGAUUGCCUGGCUGUUUUCAAGAAGUUCGGUCUCAAUCUCACGAGUAUCAACAGCCGGCCCAGCACGGAGAGCGCCUGGCACUAUGUCUUCUUUGUCGAAUGCGUUGGGAGAAAGCUCCCUGAGGGCGGCAAGGUGAAUAAUGCCCUCAAAGAGCUGGGGUCGGUGGCGAAGGAGUGGAGAUGGUUCGGGAGUUUUGAGAACAAGUUGGUGUGAGGAGAAUAGACAUGGAAAAGAAAGGAAA
Cercospora beticola is the source of this 1283-nucleotide messenger RNA. RefSeq names its product prephenate dehydratase PHA2 (gene PHA2). Lineage: Eukaryota; Fungi; Ascomycota; Dothideomycetes; Mycosphaerellales; Mycosphaerellaceae. Gene Ontology annotation, molecular function: prephenate dehydratase activity; chorismate mutase activity. Gene Ontology annotation, biological process: L-phenylalanine biosynthetic process. The record is from RefSeq and is a predicted model, not a curated record. Gene Ontology annotation, cellular component: cytoplasm.